Messenger RNA from Bursaphelenchus okinawaensis, 417 nucleotides. Lineage: Eukaryota; Metazoa; Nematoda; Chromadorea; Rhabditida; Aphelenchoididae. The record is from the annotation of a GenBank genome assembly.
AUGUUUCAGCUGAUGAAGUUGCUUCCUUUAUUUUUGUUGGCCGUAACAUUAUUCCUUGUGUAUGGUUACACGACUGAAGACCUAGAGAAGUACGAAUUUCAAAAAUGCACUCAAGUUGUGCUGGAUAUGCUAAAUAACGAUUGCAUUUAUCCUGGUAAACAAUGGCCUUGCUUCUACAUGAGCCAGUUUAAUAUUAGUAAGUUUUACUGAAGAUAUUUUGUUAGUAGUUUUUUAAUUCAUGUUACUUUAGGUGACGGCCUAAUUCACCACAGCAGAAAAGUACUACAAUAUACUUACGUGAUCUGCCAGGAACCAUCAUUAGUCGUCAAUCUCGCUGAAAACUUUUGUUGUUUUACCAAAAAUUGUUUACAAAAAUGCUACCCACCUGAAUCAGAUUCCGAGCAAACAAUCUCAUAA